Molecule: messenger RNA, 571 nt
Organism: Schistocerca nitens (vagrant locust)
Lineage: Eukaryota; Metazoa; Arthropoda; Insecta; Orthoptera; Acrididae
Product: THAP domain-containing protein 2-like
Exons: 3
Coding region: 68-295 (75 amino acids)
Molecular function (GO): sequence-specific DNA binding
Source: RefSeq, a predicted model, not a curated record
UAGCCGUUAUAUGACUGUGAAUUGAAAUGUUAGUGUAAUAGUGUUCAUACUACUUCAACAUGUAAAUAUGCCACGUAGAUGCUGUAUGCGUGCUUGUAGAGGCAAUUAUACUGCUCAGGAGAGAGUCAGUACAUUCCAUUUCCCUCGUGAUGAAGAUGCAAGGAGAGAAUGGAUAAGAGCAGUUCACCGUGAUAAUUUUACCCCUUCAGAUCACUAUGUGGUCUGUGAGCUGCAUUCCCAUGCACACGAUAGAGAAAGAACUACAUCAGCAUAUGAGCUAAGACUGGAAGAUUAAUUACAACACCUCUUGACCGUCCACGUCUAAGGAAAGGUGCAAUAGCAGCUCUAUUGCCAGGAUGUCCUGAAUAUUUAUCUACACCGUCAGCAUCAAGAGAACAUCCUGAAGAUCUAAGACAGCGUUUGGAAAAUGCUUUCGUCAGAUCUGCGCUGAAAGAAAGUUUGAUUACUCAUGAAGACCAUAAGAAGGCAAUAUCAUUCUCUUGGUUGAAGGAAUUAUGUGAUAAAAUUAAUAGUAGUCAUUUGAAUGAGUGGACCUGUGUCAGAAAGUUGA